AACUGAGUGGUAUUUCACCGCGAUGGGGCGCUUCAUUUCAAGAUGGCCGCGCCCACGCCGCGCUCGUCCGCCCGUGUUGCUCCUAAUCGUGCACGUGCUUCGAAGAAACGUCUGUUGAUGAAACGAUGAAACUACGCACUACGUGGUGAAAUAGAGCAACACUUUUCACGUUUAAGAUGGGACAGGUACGCAACUAAUCAAGGCGUGUCGACCGUUCGGAAGUGAGACGCAUCGAUUCAGUCCCCAAGCUCGCAAAGGUCCACCCGCAGAAUCUACAGCAUGACAUCAGAAUCGAGCAACUCUUGUAACGUGUCAAUUUUCGUGUGCGCGCACGAGGGUUGCGACGCAAUGUUCACCAAGGGAACCCGACUCAACUGGCACAUGCGUCUCCACACGAACGAGAGGCCCUUUGCGUGCACUUUCGAGGGGUGCUCCAGCAAGUACACCAGGCAGUAUCACCUGACACGGCACGUCAAGGCGGUGCACACACCCAAGUCCCAGGCAGAAUCUCCGCAAGAUCUCAGGUGCCCCCUCGAGGAGUGUGGGAAGCAGUUCUCUUCCAAGCACACGCUCUACAAGCACGUCAACAUCUCGCACAAGAAGCGGCGAUUUAAGUGCGAGCUCUGUCCAAAAACGUAUGUCAAGCACCAGCAGCUGAAAAUUCACAGCUACGAGCAUACCAAGGUGCUGCCUUAUCCGUGCACGGAGCCUGGAUGCGACAGGGCGUUCUUGCUGCCAAGUCGACUGAAGGCCCAUCAGCGUUGUCACCAAGGCUACAAGUGCACUGUAGGCGGAUGUACGCGGGUCUUUUCUAAGUGGAGCCUUCUGCGGAAACACCGUAAAGUGGACCAUCAAAAGAGCUUUUCCUGCCAUUGGUGCGACCGGGUCUUCUACUCCAAGUCGAGCGUGGAGUCGCACCAGGAGACGCACCAGAGCGACCGGGAGACGUUCUGCUGUCCGCACGAGGGCUGCGGCCGCUUCUACCUGCACCAGCGGAACCUGCACGACCACAUCCGCAAGGCGCACGAAAACAAGAGGUUUGCGUGCGACGCCCCGGGCUGUUCCCGAACCUUCUUUGCCAAGCAAACCCUCGUGCGACACAAGGCUUGCCACGACCCCGACCGGCCGUUGCCCCCCAAGAAACGCAAGAAAAAGGCGAGAAGGCGGCGCAAGAUAAACAUCCCAACGAAAAGCGCUGCAGCAAUCCUGUCCGGGCAUGCGGCCUCUCCUAAAGAAGAGUACAAGCUUCUCGGCAGUACGUCGGAUUCAGAGCCAGACAAGGGACCGGGGUCGGGCACAGCAAAAAAGCCACAUCCAGAUUUGGAGACAGAUCCAAAGCCACAUCUGCAGCUCGAGUCACUCAAUCAGAUAAUAGUGUUGGACAAUGAAAAACCAGUGGCGGCAGAAGUAAUUCCACAGUGCACCAACAUCAGCGACGGUUCUAAGGUCAUCUUGAGUGUGUGCACUGCAGAUUUGAAUUCAAUUCAAUUGUGCUGAAUAUAAUUGCUUCUCAAGUCAGA
Messenger RNA from Ixodes scapularis (black-legged tick), 1520 nucleotides. RefSeq names its product transcription factor IIIA. The record is from RefSeq and is a predicted model, not a curated record. Gene Ontology annotation, biological process: regulation of transcription by RNA polymerase II. NCBI's taxonomy places the organism in Eukaryota, Metazoa, Arthropoda, Arachnida, Ixodida, Ixodidae. Gene Ontology annotation, cellular component: nucleus. The transcript has 9 exons. The coding region runs from base 280 to 1497 and encodes 405 amino acids. Gene Ontology annotation, molecular function: RNA polymerase II transcription regulatory region sequence-specific DNA binding; DNA-binding transcription factor activity, RNA polymerase II-specific.